AUGCUCUUAGGUGAAUAUGUCUAGUCAAUGAGAAACAGAAAUCUGACUAGUAAACACAAACAGUCAGUCUGUCUGGGUGUUUUUCUCUCUCCUUAUCUCUGCUGUCUGCAGUGUGCUGAUUGGGCCAUGAUCAUGAUGAUCAUUCAAAUGGUCUCUGUGUAUUACGCUGAGACUGGGGCGGUCUGGUAGUGUGUCACAGUCUGGUCAGGGCAUCCUACCCAGGUCAAGGGGUCACUGGAUGUGAGCAGGUUGGAUGGGAAUGAGAAGCGUACCAGUGAAGUCAGAGAGAACAGGGGCGUUCCCUUGCCAGCAACAGCACAUGCAGCCAGCCUGAUUUCUUACCCUUCUUCCCCUCCUCUCCUCCCCUCCCCCCUCCUCUCCUACUCCUCUCCCCACCUCUCCUCUCCUCUCCUCCCCCCUCCUCUCCUACUCCUCUCCCCACCUCUCCUCUCCUCCCCUCCCCGCUCCUCUCCUACUCCUCUCCCCACCUCUCCUCUCCUCUCCUCCUCCCCACUCCUCUCCUCCUCCUCUUCCCUUUUCUCCUCUCCUCCCCUCCCCCCUCCUCUCCUACUCCUCUUCCCUCCUCUACUCUCCUCCCUCCUCUCCUCCUCCCCUUCUCUCUACUCACCUCCCCCCCUCCUCUCCUCUCCUCCUCGUCGCUUGCUCCUCCUAUCCCAUCACCUCUUCUCCCUUCCUCCCCUCCCUCCAUCCUACUCACUCUCCCUCAUCCCUCCUCUCCUCUCCUCCAUUCCUUUGCCUCUUCCUCUCCCAUCCCUAGUCUCCCUCCUACCCUACCCUCCCCACUACUAUACUACCACAUAGCCCCCCCAUCUUCCUACUACCACCUUAUCACCAUACCCUAGACUCAGUACUUCUAUGAACCACAGAGGGAGUUGCCUCACCACCACCAGUAACCACAUGAGAAUGUUAGUUUGGAACGGGGACUGGUCAGCUGGUUACUUCUCCCGCUGUUGUUGGUUUGUUGUGCGGCGAACAUUUGGUCAGUCUGUCCCCUCCAUGCCUGAUCGGGGAUCGUUAGGCUGAGUCUGGCUGGCCCUGUCCUGUUGUUUGAGUUGAGCUUCAUUAUCUCUGAACCAAACCAUCUGUUAUCUCUGUCUGUCUGUCUGUCUCUUUCUUUCUGUCUGUCUCUUUCUGUCUGUCUGUCUGUCUCUUUCUGUCUGACUGUCUCUUUGGCUGACUGUCUCUGUCUGUCUGUCUGUCUGUCUCUUUCUGUCUGUCUGUCUCUUUCUUUCUGUCUGUCUCUUUCUGCCUGUCUGUCUCUGACUCUCUUUCUGUCUGUCUCUGUCUCUUUCUAUCUGUCUCUUUCUGUCUGUCUCUCUUUCUGUCUGUCUCAGCACCAGCCCAACCAUCGAUCCUCUUUUGAAAUGUUCUAGUGUCAAUGUGUCAAUGUCUCUAUUUGGAGCAUGAUGAUAUGUACCCAUUCGUUUUGUCAUGCUUUUGGAAACAUCCCACUGGGCACACCAUGUCAUUUCAACAGGAGAAUGUAGGUCAUACUUGGUUGGGACGUUGAUCAAUGAGAUUUCAACAUUUAUUCACCCACUCAAAAAGACUGCAAGAAGGUUGUUUAAUUCCCAAUGUGUUAUCACUAUACAUUCAACCAUCUAAAAGCACAACCAAAUAUGUCUGAUUUUUGGUAGUAUUCAUACGCCUUGACUUAUUCCACAUGUUGUUGUGUUACAGCCUGAAUUCAAAAUGGAUUAAAUAUAUAUUUUUCUCACCCAUCUACACAAGAUACCCCAUAAUGACAAAGUGAAAACAUGUUUUUAGAAAUGUUUGCAAAUUUAUUGAAAAUGAAAUACAGAAAUAUCUCAUUUACAUAAGUAUUCACACCCCUGAGUCAAUACAUUUUAAAAGCACCUUUUAAAUUGUAUUUGUCACGUGCCGAAUACAACAGGUGUAUACCUUACAGUGAAAUGCUUACUUACAAAAAGUAACACAAUAGAAUAACAAUAACGAGGCUAUAUACAGGGGGUACCGGUACUGAGUCAAUGUUCGGGGGGUACAGGUUAGUCGAGGUAAUUGAGGUAAUUUGUACAUGUAGGUAGGGGUAAAGUGACUAUGCAUAGAUAAUAAACAGCAAGUAGCAGCAGCGUAAAAAAGAUCAUUGCUAGACAGACAUUUUCAAGUCUUGCCAUAGAUUUUCAAGCCAAUUUAAGUCAAAACUGUAACUAAGCCACUCAGGAACAUUCAAUGUCGCCUUGGUAAGUAACUCCAGUGUAUAUUUGGCCUUGUGUUUUAGGUUAUUGUCCUGCUGAAAGGUGAGUUUGUCUCCCAGUGUCUGUUGGAAAGCAGACUGAACCAGGUUUUCCUUUAGGAUUUUGCAUGUGCUUAGCUCUAUUCCGUUUAUUUUUUAUCCUAAAAAACUCCCUAGUCCUUGCUGAUGACAAGCAUACCCAUAACAUGAUGCAGCCACCACCAUGCUUGAAAAUAUGAAGAGUGGUACUCAGUGAUGUGGUGUGUUGGUUUUUCCCCAAACAUAACGCUUUUUGUAUUCAGGAGAUAAAGUUAAUUUCUUUACCACAUUUUUUGAAGUAUUACUUUAGUGCCUUAUUGCAAACAUGAUGCAUGUUUUGGAAUACUGUUAUUCUGUACAGGCUUCCUUCUUUUCACUCUGUCAUUUAGGUUAGUAUUGUGGAGUAACUACAAUGUUGUUGAUCUAUCCUCAGUUUUCUCCUAUCAAAGCCAUUAAACUCUGUAACUGUUUUGUCUCCGUCGGUAGAGCAUGGCACUUGCAACGCCAGGGUUGUGGGUUCGAUUCUCCCAGGGGACCAGUACAAAUGAAAAUGUAUGCACUCACUAACUGUAAGUCGCUCUGGAUAAGUGUCUGCUAAAUGACUAAAAUGUCAAAAUGUAAAUGUUGUAAAGUCACCAUUGGCCUCAUGGUGAAAUCCCUGAGCGGUUUCCUUCCUCUCCGGCAACUGAGUUAGGAAGGACGCCUUUAUAUUUGUUGUGACUGGGCAUAUUGAUACACCAUCCAAAGUGUAAUUAAUAUUCUUCACCAUGCUCAAGGGGAUAUUCAGGGCUCUAUUUUAACUAACCUAAGGCAAUAGUAAAUCUAAGAGGUAGCGCUAUAGGUUCAGGGGUGUGUCAGAAAUAUUGUUGCUAUUUUCACGUCACAUUUAUCGGCGCAUUUGCUGGCGUUUGGCACGAAGGGGCUGGGUUUGGAUGAAUAAACAAGUUGUGGGUGUGUCAAGGCUUGGCACCUCACUGGCCAAUCAGAACGUGCUCCAUGGUGAAAUAUGUGGUUGCUUCAAGUUGUGUAUUUACGGUCUUUUAUGUAUUGCCUUGGAAUCAACUCCAAUUCCAAUAUUAGUCUGUUAUAGUUUGUUAAAUGGCUUACAGAAACAAAAUAACAAAAUGUAGACUUAUCUUUGCUAAAUAAGUUAACUUGAACCCAUUUGCAGUCCACAUUGUUCUAAGUAAUUGCAUGGCUUCAAUAGCAUUCACACUGAUAUAUUUAUUUAACUAGGCAAGUCAGUUAAGAGCAAAUUCUUAUUUACAAUGACGGCCUACUUGCACAGCUCCGCGGCCAAUCCCUCCCCUAACUCGGACGACGCUGGGCCAAAUGUGCGCCGCCCUAUGGGACUCCCAAUCAUGGCCGGUUGUGAUACAGCCCGGGAUCAAACCAGGGUCUGUAGUGACGCCUCUAGCACUGCGAAGCAGUGCCUUAGACCGCUGUGCCACUCGGUAGGCCUAGGGGCUAUGCCUACUGUAAAUUGCAUUAUGGCUGAGCAUGGGAAUGCCAAACAUUGUCAAUAAGCAAGAUUAAAUUAAUUAUUGAUAAGGCCUAAAAAGAGAACGAAUAAUUCAAAUCAAAUUAUGAAGAAAACAACAACUCAAUAGGCUAUGUCACACUACAUGCACCAUAAUGUCUCCCUGUGGGCAUGUAAUAUUAAAACAACGCAAGACUAUGGAGAGUUUUACAUACAUCCCCAAAAGAAAUGGAAGGGAGUAUGUCCACUCACUGUUAUCCUGCUCCUAAAUAGGCCUAUGUUUUAUGAACAUAAACGGAACCAUCUUACAGAUCAGAUCCCAUUCACACAUCUCCAGACGUUGCAUUGCAAGCGCGCCACGGACGUUGUCACCAUAAAACCAGGAAGGUGAAUCAUUCUAAUAAGUUUGGUUGUAAUAAAAUUUAACGAAAAACAAGUUUAAAAAAAAUACACAAUAAAAGGAUAAAAAAAGUAAUUGCUGAACAAGCUGUUGUUAUAGUAGGCCUAAGGGUUUGGAACAUACAGUGCAUUCGGAAAGUAUUCAGACCCCUAGACUUUUUCCACAUUUUGUUACGUUACAGCCUUAUUCUAAAAUUGAAUAAAUCAUUUUUUCCCCUCAUCAAUCUACACACAAUACCCCAUAAUGACAAAGCAAAAACAGGUUUUUACACAUUUUUGCAAAUGUAUUACAAAUAAAAAACGGAAAUAGUACAUUUACAUAAGUAUUCAGACCCUUUACUCAGUACUUUGUUGAAGUACCUUUGGCAGCGAUUACAGCCUCGAGUCUUCUUGGGUAUGACGCUACAAGCUUGGCACACCUGUAUUUGGGGAGUUUCUCCCAUUCUCCUGUGCAGAUCCUCUCAAGCUCUGUCAGGUUGGAUGGGGAGCGUUGCUGCACAGCUAUUUUCAGGUCUCUCCAGAGAUGUUCGAUCGGCUGUUCGAAGGCUGUAAUGUAACAAAAUGUGGAAAAAGUCAAGGGGUCUGAAUUCUUUCCGAAUGCACUGUAUGAAAUGGAAAACAAGCCAUUGUUACAGGUUACAGAUAACUUCUAAAUACAAGGUUUACCGGUAUUCAUCGAGGUACUCAUCUCUCGUUUCAUGAUGGGCAUGGACACGUAGCCUACAUCAUGGAGGGGGUUUUACGCACGUCCAAAACGGGACCUGCAUGGCUAAAAUAAUGUGGGCCUGCCUACAAUACAUAUAUAAAAAGAGAAUGUCAGCUCACUGUUUUACUCCUCUCAAACGUGAUAUUUAUUUCCAAGAGCUCAGGAGCCAAACCCUAUAUCGAUAGUCUUGACUACUUCGCGAAUGCAUUGGGCAGACAAAAAAAGCCUUAAUUGAGAGGAGGGGAGGCUAUGCUUGGUUUCUAAUAAAAGAAAACGAAAUGUUUCUAAAUAUGAAGUAGACAGGCACCAAAUCAUUGGGCUAGUCUUGUUCCAUGCACAUAUGGGCAGUGUGCGUCACGGCUGGAUAGGCUGCGUUUCCGCUGUCAAAAUUCAUGCCAUAACCAACUGCGUUACCGCUAAAACCAGCUUUCGGUUGGUCUUAAAUAUCCCCAUCAGCGCUGCCUGAAAUUAGCACUUUGGAUCAUGUUUUUAAGGACACACCUCAAAUAUUUCCACCCCCCAUCUGAGCGAAAGCGAGCUGAUAUAAUUGCCGAACCUGGCGCUAGGGCUGGGAAAUACCAGUGUGCCAGUUUUUACAUUACGAAAUUGCAAACUAACAUGCAUUUGACAUUAGCACCGCCUUAACGCCAGCUCAAAAUAGAGCCCUCGGUGUCUGCUUUUUUUUAUUUUUUCACCCACCUAUCAAUAUAUGCCCUUCUUUGCGAGGCAUUGGAAAACCUUCCUGGUCUUUGUGGUUGAAUCUGCGUUUGAAAUUCACUGCUCGACUCAGGGACCUUACAUAUAAUUGUAUGUGUGGGAUACAGAGAUGAGGUAGUCAUUAAAAAAAUCAUGUUAAACAUUUUUUUGUUUGUUGUCAUUUUAGCAGACGCUCUUAUCCAGAGCCACUUACAGGAGCAAUCAGGGUUUAGUGCCUUGCUUAAGGGCACAUCAACAGAUUUUUCACCUAGUCGGCUCGGGGAUUAGAACCAGCGACCUUUCGGUUACUGGCACAACGCUCUUAACCACUAAGCUACCUGUUUAACACGUUAAAUACUAUUAUAUUGAGUCCAUGUAACUUAUUAUUAUUUACUCCUGAACUUAUUUAGACCAUAACAAAGGGGUUGAAUACUUAUUGACUCAAAACAUUUCAGCUUUUCAUUUUUUAUUAAUUUGUAAAAAUUUCUUUAAUCAUAAUUCCACUUUGACAUUAUGGGUUAUUGUGUGUAGGCCAGUGACACAAAAUCUCAAUUGAAUCCAUUUUAAAUUCAGGCUGUAACACAACAACAUGUGGAAAAAGUCAAGGGGUGUGAAUACUUUCAACCCCUUUCUUAUGGCAAGCCUAAAUAAGUUCAGGAGUAAAAAUGUGCUUAACAAGUCACAUAAUAAGUUGCAUGGACUCAAUUAUUGUUUAACACGUGAAUCCAACAUAUCAAUUAUUAAUUUGUAGACAAACUGGAAUUAAAGCCAGACUAAGUCAGUGGCACAGAUGGAACUAUCAAAGCAGAAGAUACAUUUCCUUCAAAUGUUUAUAUUUGGUUGAGUUGACAACCAAACGCAAUUCAACAUCCAGUUUGUCUACAAAUUAAUAAUUGAUAGGUUGUACUCAAGUCUCCAUCUCAACCAAAAUGUACAGUUAAAGAAUGGGGCUAAAUCAAAUCAAACUUUAAAUGCACUUUAAAUCAAGUUUGAUUUGAUUUAGUCCUAUUCUUUAACUUUUUGGUGUUUGGUUGAGAUGGAGACGUGAAUCCAACAUAUUAAUGAUUAACUUGAUGAUAAAAUUUGAAAUCCACCAAAGCUUGAAAUCCUUGACCUACAGUUGAAGUCGGAAGUUUACAUACACUUAGGUUGGAGUCAUUAAAACUCGUUUUUCAACCACUGCACAAAUUUCUUGUUAACAAACUAUAGUUUUGGCAAGUCGGUUAGGGCAUCUACUUUGUGCAUGACACAAGUAAUUUUUCCAACAAUUGUUUACAGACAGAUUAUUUCACUUAUAAUUCCAGUGGGUCAGAAGUAUACAUACACUAAGUUGACUGUGCCUUUAAACAGAUGGAAAAUUCCAGAAAAUUAUGUCAUGGCUUUAGAAGCUUCUGAUAGGCUAAUUGUGUGACAAGGUGUGAAUGAAGGAGUCAGGCGCAGUAGGUAAAAUACCGAAGUCCAGAGUUUAUUCCGUUUACAUAAAUCAAACGCCCCAAGCGUCAAACGAAACUAUUACAAGGGAAAACAUCCACCUUGGCAUAAACACAGUGAAGAAUAGCUCAACCGAGCUACACGCUCUCACAACAAACAAUCACUCACAAAGACAAGGGGAACAGAGGGAACACUUAUACACAUACUAAUUAGGGGAAUGAGCACCAGGUGUGUGUGAUUGACAAGACAUGACAAGUGGAGUGAUGAGAAUGGGAUCGGCAGUAGCUAGUACUCAGGUGACGACGAACGCUGAAGCCUGCCCGAACCAGGAGGGGGGGCAGCCUCGGCGGAAGUCGUGACAAAUUGACAUCAUUUGAGUCAAUUGGAGGUGUACCUGUGGAUGUAUUUCAAAGCCUACCUUCAAACUCAGUGCCUCUUUGCUUGACAUCAUGGGAAAAUGAAAAGUGUGUAGACCUCCACAAGUCUGGUUCAUCCUUGGGAGCAAUUUCCAAACGCUUGAAGGUAUCACGGUCAUCUUUACAAACAAUAGUACCCAAGUAUAAACACCAUGGGACCAUGCAGCCAUCAUACCGCUCAGGAAGGAGACGCGUUCUGUCUCCUAGAGAUGAACGUACUUUGGUGCGAAAAGUGCAAAUCAAUCCUAGAGCAACAGCAAAGGACCUUGUGAAGAUGCUGGAGGACACAGGUACAAAAGGAUCUAUAUUCACAGUAAAACGAGUCCUAUAUCGACAUAACCUGAAAGGCCGCUCAGCAAGGAAGAAGCCACUGUUCCAAAACCGCCAUAAAAAAGCCAGACUACGGUUUGCAACUGCACAUGGGGACAAAGAUCUUACUUUUUGGAGAAAUGUCCUCUGGUCUGAUGAAACAAAAAUAGAACUGUUUGGCCAUAAUGACCAUCGUUAUGUUUGGAGGAAAAAGGGGAACGCUUGCAAGCCGAAGAACACCAUCCCAACCGUGAAGCACGGGGGUGGCAGCAUCAUGCUGUGGGGGUGCUUUGCUGCAGGAGGGACUGGUGCACUUCACAAAAUAGAUGGCAUCAUGAGGGAGGAAGAUUAUGUGGAUAUAUUGAAGCAACAUCUCAAGACAUCAGUCAGGAAGUUAAAGCUUGGUCGCAAAUGGGUCUUCCAAAUGGACAAUGACAUUUCACAUUCUUAAAAUAAAGUGGUGAUCCUAACUGACCUAAGACAGGGAAUUUUUACUAGGAUUAAAUGUCAGGAAUUGUGAAAAACUGAGUUUAAAUGUAUUUGGCCAAGCUGUAUGUUAACUUCCUACUUCAACUGUAUAUUUACGUCAUUUAGUAGACACUCUUAUCCAGAGCGACUUACAGGAGCAAAACCGGGGUUAAGUGCAUUGCUCAAGGGCACAUUGACAGAUUUUUCACCUAGUCGGCUCAGGGAUUUGAACCAGUAACCUUUCAGUUACUGUCCCAACGCUCAUAACUGCCAGGCUACCUGCCUGUUUAUUUUAGUUAAACCCUGGGUUGAAUUGAAACAAUAGCUGUUGAUGACUUUGCAAACGCUACAUAGGCCUAAACAGUAUCAUUGAUGAUAUAUCAAAUCACAUUUUAUUUGUCACAUUCGCGUCGGACUCAUUAAAGAAAAAAUCUUCGUCCAGUUCGAGGUGAGUAAUCGCUGUUCUGAUGUCCAGAAGCUCUUUUCGGUCGUAAGAGACAGUAGCAGCAACAUUACGUACAAAAUGAGUUACAAACAAUGCGAAAAAACAAACAAAAUAGCACAGUUGGUUAGGAGUCCGUAUAUUUCAUUUGGUCUGUUAAACCUACCUUUUGGAAUGACUUCGCAAAUAUAUUUAGUUUAUUAAGAGAUCUUUCAAUAAUGAUUCUCAUGAUAGCACAUUGGUAUUAGUCAGUGACAAAUAUCAAAGUUAAGCCGUGCUGGGCUUUGUUAAUACCGUGGAUGUGAAACCAAAUGAAUAAUUGUAGAUAGAUCAACUCUUCAGAGAUGCUGCCCAGCCUAUUGGUUUUUUUCUGAUAGUGGAUAUACAGUAACGUUGAUCAGACGUUGUUUCAAAGGUACAUGUUUUACAUAUUUUAUAGAAGGUUUGUCUGUUUAAAAUGGUUUACAAUGAUGACAUAAUCCUGUGGUUGAAAUGUCACCCUCAAAACAAUAGUUUAUGACUUUUUUUCAAAUCCAGUGUAUGUAUUUUCCAUGUAGAUAUGAUUCCAUGUCACAAUACGUUGACAAAUUACGUUGAAACAACAUUGAUUCAGCCAGUUUGUGUCCAGUGGGAUUUUUUUGUUGUCCAUAGAUUGAUGAGGGGAACUUGCGUACUUCCCCCUUUUGGAUUGAAAGUUUCUGCGUUAAGGAAAGUGAGAGGGCGAAGAGUUAACUUUUCACAGUGUGAGCCAGUGAGAGUUUACCACAGGACAGAGUUCAGGGGUCAACAGGGUUCAUUCUCUCCAGCUCCAUCUGUAUUGUGUGUUCAGAAAAGAAAGGGAUAGUCCCAACAAGAUCUCACGGUUUUGACUUCAGAUUCAGAUGUUUCGUCCACUUUCUGGAAUCGAAACACGUGACCCUUGGGAGCCAGAGCUCGCGGCUUACGCCCCACCCGCCAUCACCAUCCACAACGCCCUAGCAACGCCCAAGCCUACUUGACGGCAAUAGCGCUCAUCGUUGUCCUCUAGUGGCGUGUUAUGAAGGCAUCUCCCGACAUCCUCGGGACAUGGAUGGACGUCAACUUUCAAAGUGAAUGCUGGCUGAUAGGCCUAUGUUUUUAUGUAUAAUUAUGUUUUUUAAAAACCAUUUGGUCUCUGAGCUCACACAGGAAAUUCUGCUAAGAUUUAUUGAGAAAAACGGGGAACUUGGAACUGGGAAGUAAUCUAGAAACCCAUCAGUAGCAUGUGGAUUGUUAGUAUGACAUGAUGAUGAUAUCUCUCUUUUGGCUUCUCAUCAUCACUGUAUUGAUUUAAGUCUCAGACACGGGACAGCAGAGGAUUUUCUGAGUUUAUAUGAUCCAAUAUUCUCAGCCUGUGGGAGAGAUUAGUUUGUGUGUGUGUGUGUGUGUCUAAUCAUGUGAGUAUAGGGAGGGAAGCUGUGACAAUACCCUGUCUCCUGCCCUCCCCCUCAGAUUUACUGACACAAUUGAUCAGACGUCAACCUAAUUUAGCAAAGAAAUGAAAAUGAAUGUUUCUGUGUGAUUUUGUUUGUUAUUUGACUGUGUGUGUGUGUGUGUGUGUGUGUGUGUGUGUGUGUGUGUGUGGUUCUAGUGAGUUGUUUGGCAGUAGGCGGUGAACCAGGUUCUAGUGAGUUGUUUGGCAGUAGAGUCUCAGGGUGGUGAACCAGGUUCUAGUGAGUUGUUUGGCAGUAGAGUCUCAGGGCGGUGUACCAGGUUCUAGUGAGUUGUUUGGCAGUAGAGUCUCAGGCAGUGAACCGGUUUCCUAGUGGAACCAGGUUCUAGUGAGUUGUUUGGCAGUAGAGUCUCAGGGGCGGUGAACCAGGUUCUAGUGAGCUGUUUGGCAGUAGAGUCUCAGGGCGGUGAACCAGGUUCUAGUGAGUUGUUUGGCAGUAGAGUCUCAGGGCGGUGAACCAGGUUCUAGUGAGUUGUUUGGCAGUAGAGUCUCAGGGCGGUGAACCAGGUUCUAGUGAGUUGUUUGGCAGUAGAGUCCUCAGGGCGGUGACCAGGUUCUAGUGAGUUGUUUGGCAGUAGAGUCUCAGGGCGGGUGAAACCAGGUUUCUAGUGAGUUGUUUGGCAGUAGAGUCUCAGGGCGGUGAACCAGGUUCUAGUGAGUUGUUUGGCAGUAGAGUCUCAGGGCGGGUGAACCAGGUUCUAGUGAGUUGUUUGGCAGUAGAGUCACAGGGCGGUGAACCAGGUUCUAGUGAGUUGUUUGGGCAGUAGAGUCUCAGGGCGGUGAACCAGGUUCUAGUGAGUUGUUUGGCAGUAGAGUCUCAGGGCGGUGAACCAGGUUCUAGUGAGUUGUUUGGCAGUAGAGUCUCAGGGCGGUGAACCAGGUUCUAGUGAGUUGUUUGGCAGUAGAGUCUCAGGGCGGUGAACCAGGUUCUAGUGAGUUGUUUGGCAGUAGAGUCUUAGGGCGGUGAACCAGGUUCUAGUGAGUUGUUUGGCAGUAGAGUCUUAGGGCGGUCAACCAGGUUCUAGUGAGUUGUUUGGCAGUAGAGUCUCAGGGCGGUGAACCAGGUUCUAGUGAGUUGUUUGGCAGUAGAGUGGUGAACCACUUCUUAAUUACAUGUUGGCAGUAUCUAAUGACUCUCGCAGUCUGCUCUCCUGAUUACUUUAGUAGGCAUUAUGUUUUGUAUCACUCUGUCACAGUGCAACACACACACACACACACACAGACUCGCACACACACACACAGACACACACACACACACAUGCCCCCACUCCCAGUAGCCUGCUCUCCAGACCGUAGAUAUUAUUAGUUAGUGGACCACUGGCUUAUUGAAUUACCACACACUGGAGGGCUCAGUCUACACUGAGUGGACAAAAUAUUAUGAACACCAGCUCGUUCCAUGACAUAGACUGACCAGGUGAAAGCUAUGAUCCCUUUUUGAUGUCACUUGUUAAAUCAACUUCAGUCAGUGUAGAUGAAGGGGAGGAGACAGGUUAAAGAAGGAUUUUUAAGCCUUGAGACAAUUGAGACAUGGAUUGUGUAUGUGUGCCAUUCAGAGGUUGAAUGGGCAAGACAAAAGAUGUAAGUGCCUUUGAACAGGGUAUGGUAGUAGGUGCCAGGUGCACCGGUUUGUGUCAAGAUCUGCAACGCUGCUGGGUUUUUCACGCUCAACAGUUUCCUGUGCAUCAAGAAUGGUCCACCACUCAAAGGACAUCCAGCCAACGCUUUCGAAACCUUGUAGAGUCCAUGCCCCGACGAAUUGAGGCUGUUCUGAGGGCAAAAGGGGAGGGGGAGGUGUUCUUAGUGUUUAGUAUAUGUGUGUGUGUUGUUAGUGUUUGUAUCCACUAGCCUGUAAUUAACUACCACAGAUUUAAAUGGAUUGUGGUUUGGGUUUAUGCUAUGUUGACUUCCAGCAUGAUCUUUGGUGUAUGACGAGAGCAAGGUGGGUUGGUUUAUGCUAUGUGACUUCCCGCUACUUAGUGUCUUGAGAGAGCAACAUCUCUGUCUGUCCUUACUGUAGCUGUCUCUGAAUGUAGCCAUCUCUGUUGUCUUACUGUAGCUGCUCUGAAUGUAGCCUCUCUGUCUGUCCUUACUGUAGCUGUCUCUGAAUGUAGCCAUCUCUGUCUGUUCUUACUGUAGCUCUGAAUGUAGCCAUCUCUGUCUGUCUUACUGUAGCUGUCUUGAAUGUAGCCAUCUCUGUCUGUCCUUAUGUAGCUUCUCUGAAUGUAGCCUCUCUGUCUGUCCUUACUGUACUGUCUUGAAUGUAGCCACUCUGUCUUCUUACUGUAGCUGUCUCUGAAUGUGCCAUCUCGUCCUGUCCUUAGUAGCGUCUCUGAAUGUAGCCAUCUCUGUCUGUCCUUACUGUAGCUGUCUCUGAAUGGUAGCCAUCUCCUAUGUCUUUCUUACGUAGCUCAGUGAAUGUAGCCAUCUCUGUCUGUCCUUACUGUAGCUGUCUCUGAAUGUAGCCAUCUCUGUCUGUUCUUACUGUAGCUGUCUCUGAUGUACCAUCUCUGUCUGUCCUUACUGUAGCUGUCUCUGAAUGUAGCCAUCUCUGUCCUGUCCUACUGUAGCGUCUCUGAAUGUAGCCAUCUCUGUCGUCCUUACUGUAGCUGUCUCUGAAUGUAGCCAUCUCUGUCGUCCUUAACUGUAGCUGUCUCUGAAUGUAGCCAUCUCUGUCUGUUCUUACUGUAGCUGUCUCUGAAUGUAGCCAUCUCUGUCUGUCCUUACUGUAGCUGUCUCUGAAUGUAGCCAUCUCUCUGUCUGUCCUUACUGUAGCUGUCUCUGAAUGUAGCCAUCUCUGUCUGUCCUUACUGUAGCUGUCUCUGAAUGUAGCCAUCUCUGUCUGUCCUUACUGUAGCUGUCUCUGAAUGUAGCCAUCUCUGUCUGUCCUUACUGUAGCUGUCUCUGAAUGUAGCCAUCUCUGUCUGUCCUUACUGUAGCUGUCUCUGAAUGUAGCCAUCUCUGUCUGUCCUUACUGUAGCUGUCUCUGAAUGUAGCCAUCUCUGUCUGUCCUUACUGUAGCUGUCUCUGAAUGUAGCCAUCUCUGUCUGUCCUUACUGUAGCUGUCUCUGAAUGUAGCCAUCUCUGUCUGUUCUUACUGUAGCUGUCUCUGAAUGUAGCCAUCUCUGUCUGUCCUUACUGUAGCUGUCUCUGAAUGUAGCCAUCUCUGUCUGUCCUUACUGUAGCUGUCUCUGAAUGUAGCCAUCUCUGUCUGUCCUUACUGUAGCUGUCUCUGAAUGUAGCCAUCUCUGUCUGUUCUUACUGUAGCUGUCUCUGAAUGUAGCCAUCUCUGUCUGUCCUUACUGUAGCUGUCUCUGAAUGUAGCCAUCUCUGUCUGUCCUUACUGUAGCUGUCUCUGAAUGUAGCCAUCUCUGUCUGUCCUUACUGUAGCUGUCUCUGAAUGUAGCCAUCUCUGUCUGUCCUUACUGUAGCUGUCUCUGAAUGUAGCCAUCUCUGUCUGUUCUUACUGUAGCUGUCUCUGAAUGUAGCCAUCUCUGUCUGUUCUUACUGUAGCUGUCUCUGAAUGUAGCCAUCUCUGUCUGUCCUUACUGUAGCUGUCUCUGAAUGUAUCCAUCUCUGUCUGUUCUUACUGUAGCUGUCUCUGAAUGUAGCCAUCUCUGUCUGUCCUUACUGUAGCUGUCUCUGAAUGUAGCCAUCUCUGUAUGUUCUUACUGUAGCUGUCUCUGAAUGUAGCCAUCUCUGUCUGUCCUUACUGUAGCUGUCUCUGAAUGUAGCCAUCUCUGUCUGUCCUUACUGUAGCUGUCUCUGAAUGUAGCCAUCUCUGUCUGUCCUUACUGUAGCUGUCUCUGAAUGUAGCCAUCUCUGUCUGUUCUUACUGUAGCUGUCUCUGAAUGUAGCCAUCUCUGUCUGUUCUUACUGUAGCUGUCUCUGAAUGUAGCCAUCCUUACUGUAGCUGUCUCUGAAUGUAGCCAUCUCUGUCUGUUCUUACUGUAUCUGUCUCUGAAUGUAGCCAUCUCUGUUCUGUCCUUACUGUAGCUGUCUCUGAAUGUAGCCAUCUCUGUCUGUUCUUACUGUAGCUGUCUCUGAAUGUAGCCAUCUCUGUCUGUCCUUACUGUAGCUGUCUCUGAAUGUAGCCAUCUCUGUCUGUUUCCUUACUGUAGCUGUCUCUGAAUGUAGCCAUCUCUGUCUGUCCUUACUGUAGCUGUCUCUGAAUGUAGCCAUCUCUGUCUGUCCUUACUGGUAAGCUGUCUCUGAAUGUAGCCAUCUCUGUCUGUCCUUACUGUAGCUGUCUCUGAAUGUAGCCAUCUCUGUCUGUCCUUACGUAGCUGUCUCUGAAUGUAGCCAUCUCUGUCUGUCCUUACUGUAGCUGUCUCUGAAUGUAGCCAUCUCUGUCUGUCCUUACUGUAGCUGUCCUCUGAAUGUACCAUUACUGCUGUUACUGUAGCUGUCUCUGAAUGUAGCCAUCCUCUCUGUCUGUCCUUACUGUAGCUGUCUCUGAUGUUAAGCCAUCUCUGUCUGUCCUUACUGUAGCUGUCUCUGAAUGUAGCCAUCUCUGUCUGUUCUUACUGUAGCUGUCUCUGAAUGUAGCCAUCUCUGUCUGUCUCUUACUGUAGCUGUCUCUGAAUGUAGCCAUCCUUCUCUAGAGCUGUCCUGAAUGUAGCCAUCUGGUCCUUACUGUAGCUGUCUCUGUAAUGUUACUGCCAUCUCGAAUGCUCCUGUUUCUUACUGUAGCUGUCUCUGAAUGUAGCCAUCUCUGCUGUCCUUACUGUAGCUGUCUUGAAUGUACCAUCCUUUGUCUUACUGUAGCUGUCUCUGAAUGUAGCCAUCUCUGUCUGUUCUUACUGUAGCUGUCCUCUGAAUGUAGCCAUCUCUGUCUGUUCUUACUGUAGCUGUCUCUGAAUGUAGCCAUCUCUGUCUGUCUUAUGACGUCUGAGUAGCCAUUGUCUUCUUAUGAGCUGUCUAGAUGUAGCCAUCUCUGUGUCUUAGUAGCUUCUGAAUGUAGCCAUCUCUGUUGUCUUACUGUAGCGCUCUUGAUGUACCAUCUUACUGUAGCUGUCUCUGAAUGUAGCCAUCUCUGUCUGUCCUUACUGUAGCUGUCUCUGAAUGUAGCCAUCUCUGUCUGUCCUUACUGUAGCUGUCUCUGAAUGUAGCCAUCUCUGUCUGUUCUUACUGUAGCUGUCUCUGAAUGUAGCCAUCUCUGUCUGUCCUUACUGUAGCUGUCUCUGAAUGUAGCCAUCUCUGUCUGUUCUUACUGUAGCUGUCUCUGAAUGUAGCCAUCUAUGUCUGUUCUUACUGUAGCUCUGUGAAUGUAGCCAUCUCUUUUUCCCCAUGUAUCGGUUCUCAUCAAGUCAUAGUAAAUAUCACCAUUUUGUUUGUAUCCAUUCUGUUUGGAGGUAAUAGAGUAAUGGGUAUAGAAAUGCGUAAUGUAAAUGACUUGAUCAUAGCUAGGCACGUGUUAUACUGUAUAAUUAUGUAGCUCUGGACAACAUUGUCACCUCAGAAUUAUGGUUAUUGUGAUGUUAUGUAUUACAGACCACCAUACACUGGUGUAGGCUUUCCAGUCUGAGAUUCAUGGGAGGCAGCAUUAGCACACUAGCUGUACCUGUCUGCUAGCGUUUUCUCAGAAUAAUCUCUGUAACCCUGGGAUACUGAUAUGAUCUCUUUUGAACUUGGUCGGGAGGGAUUUGGCAACAGGUGACCUUUGAGUCGCAACAGCAGGGGUCAAAGGUGAACAGAGCUCCUCUGUCUGUUUUCACUGUGUAUUGGAGUCAGUCUACAACAUACUACAGUCUGCAAUGAUUUUUCACAAGUUCUGUUCCUCAUUUAAGGAAGGUGAGUGUGAAAAGUACACAAACAUACAUUCCGGCGCGUUUGUGGAGUGAUUUACAUAGAAUAGCGUUACGUUUUUGUGGAGUGAUUUACAUAGAAUAGCGUUGCGUUUGUGGAGUGAUUUACAUAGAAUAGCGUUGCAUGGGACAGCCGGUGGAGUUGGGUCAGGUCAGGCAGUAUUGCCCCGUUAACCACCACAGACAGCCCUUUCCAUUUACGCUUCCUCUGGUGGCCAUGCUGGCUUCUUGCCACACACACACAACAUUCCUCCCUCAGAGCACGCUAACCUCGGCCACCCCUUUUCUUUUAGGAAUCUCACUAGCUGACUGUGUGUCAAAUAAGAAGGGAUAGUUUUGUGCUUGGUCGGGGGUAGGCUGGCUAUGCUUGAUGUAUACUGCUCAGGAAGUCCCUGCUGCUCAAAACUAGACAGAUAUUGUAUCUUCCCAAGACUGGAGAGAUAGUUGGCUAGUUUUGGGCCACACGGGCCAUUGAGAGCUGCUGAGUUAUACUGCAUAUAUGACCGACCGCCUCGUUUCGGUCUUAUGUAGCAUCGUUUGAAAUAGUGUUAUUUACAUUGGAUAAAAGUAUAGACUCAAAGCUACAAAAUGCUACAUCAUACACUGCAGUUGAGGAACAAUGGGAAUGUAAUUCUGCUUUAAAAGUUCAUAAACUUGUAACCCCACUUUUGAGAAAAGUGUCCUUGAAUGUUUUGAUACACCUACUGGAGAGUUCUUCUUUGUCUACACCUAUUCAGCAUCGUUCACACCCUCUUCAGCCUUAGCCCCACCCAUCUCUUUAAGGAUUCACAUGUGAGGCCAUGUGCUAAACAGAGUGAGUAAGGUAGUGUAGUAAACAACCAAAGAUGUCAAUACCAAAAGUGGUUUAGGUAGUAGCCUACAAUAAGGAAAAACUCCAGGUAAAAAUACACUUUAUCUAGUCCUUGGCCUAUAUCCUAAUCUGACUAUGAAUGUGUCCUGAUAAAAAUAUUUUAUAAAUAUUUUAUAAUUAUUAGAUGAUGCUUACCCAGACACUCUAAAGUGAUGGGUAAUGUGAAAGAAAUGCUAUAACCAUCCCCCAUCUAGCUAAGUGGGUGGGUCACUAUCGUCUAGACAUGUACACAUGUUCAUGAAAUACAAUAGAUGGCUGUAAUCACUCCCAGACACACCUGGCUAACUGGAUGAGUCAUGUGAUCAUUCUCUUGUAAAGUGGAGUCUUUUGUUUAGACAAUAUCCAGCCAGGCCAGCUGGAAAGAUGCCUCAGUAUGUGUCUGUCUGUCUUCUUGGGAGAGCCCAUACAUUACAGAAGGAGAGGGGUGGGGGCUGUAGUCCAUUACUGGGGGAGAUGGGGUGGGGGCUGUAGUCCAUUACUGGGGGAGAUGGGGUGGGGGCUGUAGUCCAUUACUGGGGGAGAUGGGUGGGGGCUGUAGUCCAUUACUGGGGAGAUGGGGUGGGGGCUGUAGUCCAUUACCUGGGGGAAUGGGGUGGGGGCUGUAGUCCAUUACUGGGGGAGAUGGUGUGGGGGCUGUAGUCCAUUACUGGGGGAGAUGGGGUGGGGACUGUAGUCCAUUACUGGGGGAGAUGGGGUGGGGGCUGUAGUCCAUUACUGGGGGAGAUGGGGUGGGGGCUGUAGUCCAUUACUGGGGGAGAUGGGUGGGGCUGUAGUCCAUUACUGGGGGAGAUGGGGUGGGGGCUGUAGUCCAUUACUGGGGGAGAUGGGGUGGGGGCUGUAGUCCAUUACUGGGGGAGAUGGGGUGGGGCUGUAGUCCAUUACUGGGGAGAGGGGGCGUAGUCCACUGGAAGGGUGGGGGCUGUAGUCCAUUACUGGGGGAGAUGGGGUGGGGGCUGUAGUCCAUUACGGGGGAGAUGGGGGGGGGGCUGUAGUCCAUUACGGGGGGGGGGGGGGGGUGGGUGUUUGGUGGGUGGGGUGUGUUGGGGGGGGGGGGGGUGGGUUGUUUCUUGUAUGUCCAUUACUGGGGGAGAUGGGGUGGGGGCUGUAGUCCAUUACUGGGGAGAGGGUGGGGUGCUGUAGUCCAUUACAAGAGUGAGAGGGGUGGGGGCUGUAGUCCAUUACUGGGGGAGAUGGGGUUGGGGGCUGUAGUCCAUUACUGGGGGGAGAUGGGGUGGGGGCUGUAGUCCAUUACUGGGGGAGAUGGGGGUGGGGGCCUGUAGUUCCAUUACUGGGGGAGAGGGGUGGGGGGCUGUAGUCCAUUACAUGAGGGAGAGGGGUGGGUGCUGUAGUCCAUUACAGAGGAGAAGGGGUGGGGGCUGUAGUCCAUUACUGGGGGAGAUGGGGUGGGGGGCUGUAGUCCAUUACUGGGGGAGAUGGGGUGGGGGCUGUAGUCCAUUACUGGUGGGAGAAUGGGGUGGGGGCUGUAGUCCAUUACUGGGGGGAGAUGGGGUGGGGGCUGUAGUCCAUUACUGGGGGAGAUGGGGUGGGGCUGUAGUCCAUUACUGGGGGGAGAUGGGGUGGGGGCUGUAGUCCAUUACUGGGGGAGAUGGGGUGGGGGGCUGUAGUCCAUUACUGGGGGAGAGGGGUGGGGGCUGUAGUCCAUUACUGGGGGAGAGGGGUGGGGGCUGUAGUCCAUUACUGGGGGGGGGGGGGGGGGGGGGGGGGGGCUGUAGUCCAUGGGGGGGGUCUGUAGUCCAUUAUAGUUUUCUGGCUAAAGAGGAAGUUGCACAACAUCUGUUCUCUGGCAUACAGAAGCAGGAUUAGCAGGCAAACAGCUGUGGUACUACAGCAUGUAAUGUGUUUGAUAUUGUUUCAUUCAGCUCUGUCCGUCUCUAACCCUGUCUCUUUGACUCAUCCCCACAGAUUCCCAAGGGCCAAUGAGCAUGCCCCACUCCCAUGGCCCUCCAAUGGGGGGCAUGGUGGGACACCCCUCCGUCAGCAGCACCUCCAGGCCCCUCCCAUCCCCAAUGAGCACCCUGGGCUCGCCCAUGAAUGGCCUGGCGUCGCCCUACUCCGUCAUCACGUCUUCACUGGGCUCGCCCUCCACGCCAGGGAUCAACUUCGGAUCGCUCCACAGUCCACAGAUGAGAGAGGUGUGUGCCUGAUCUCGCUGUGUCAUUAUGGGGUAUUGUGUGUAGAUUGAUGAGGAAUGUUUGUUAUUUUAUCCAUUUUAGAAUAAGGCUGUAAUGUAACAAAAUGUGGAAAAAUUCAUGGGGUCUGAAUACUUUCCGAAGGCACUGUAUAUACAGUUGAAGUCGGAAGUUUACAUACACCUUAGCCAAAUACAUUUAAACUCAGUUUUUCACAAUUCCUGACAUUUAAUCCUCGUAAAAAUUAAGAACGUGAAAUGUCAGAAAAUAGUAGAGAGAAUUAUUUAUUUCAGCUUUUAUUUCUUUCAUCACAUUCCCAGUGCCUUUAAAUUGUUUAACUUGGGUCAAACGUUUCGGGUAGCCUUCCACAAGCUUCCCACAAUAAGUUGGGUGAAUUUUGGCCCAUUCCUCCUGACAGAGCUGGUGUAACUGAGUCAGGUUUGUAGGCCUCCUUGCUCGCACAUGCUUUUUCAGUUCUGCCCACAAACUUUCUAUAGGAUUGAGGUCAGGGCUUUGUGAUGGCCACUCCAAUACCUUGACUUUGUUGUCCUUAAGCCAUUUUGCCACAACUUUGGAAGUAUGCUUGGGGUCAUUGUCCAUUUGGAAGACCCAUUUGCGACCAAGCUUUAACUUCCUGACUGUCUUGAGAUGUUGCUUCAAUAUAUCCACAUCAUUUUCCUUCCCCAUGAAGCCAUCUAUUUUGUGAAGUGCACCAGUACCCACAGAAUGAUGCUGCCACCCCCUGUGCUUCAUGGUUGGGAUGGUGUUCUUUGGCUUGCAAGCAACCCCCUUUUCCCUCCAAACAUAACGAUGGUCAUUAUGGCCAAACAGUUCUAUUUUUGUUUCAUCAGACCAGAGGACAUUUCUCCAACAAGUAAGAUCUUUGUCCACAUGUGCAGUUGCAAACCGUAGUCUGGCUUUUUUAUGGCGGUUUUGGAGCAGUGGCUUCUUCCUUGCUGAGCGGCCUUUCAGGUUAUGUCGAUAUAGGACUCGUUUUACUGUGGAUAUAGAUACUUUUGUACCUGUUUCCUCCAGCAUCUUCACAAGGUCCUUUGCUGUUGUUCUGGGAUUGAUUUGCACUUUUCGCACCAAAGUACAUUCAUCUCUAGGAGACAGAACGCGUCUCCUUCCUGAGCGGUAUGACGGCUGCGUGGUCCCAUGGUGUUUAUACUUGCGUACUAUUGUUUGUACAGAUGAACGUGGUACCUUCAGGGGUUUGGAAAUUGCUCCCAAGGAUGAACCAGACUUGUGGAGGUCUACAAAUUUUUUUCUGAGGUCUUGGCUGAUUUCUUUUGAUUUUCCCAUGAUGUCAAGCAAAGAGGCACUGAGUUUGAAGGUAGGCCUUGAAAUACAUCCACAGGUACACCUCCAAUUGACUCAAAUGAUGUCAAUUAGCCUAUCAGAAGCUUCUAAAGCCAUGACAUCAUAUUCUGGAAUUUUCCAAGCUGUUUAAAGGCACAGUCAACUUAGUGUAUGUAAACGUCUGACCCACUGGAAUUGUGAUACAGUGAAUUAUAAGUGAAAUAAUCUGUCUGUAAACAAUUGUUGGAAAAAUUACUUGUGUCAUGCACAAAGUAGAUGUCCUAACCGACUUGCCAAAACUAUAGUUUGUUAACAAGAAAUGUGUGGAGUGGUUGAAAAACGAGUUUUAAUGACUCCAACCUAAGGGUAUGUAAACUUCCAACUUCAACUGUAUAUUACAUAUGGUAUGUAAGGUGAAGGUCCCAAUCAAAGCAUGAGCUAAGUAUGCGUUUAGCCUGUUUAUAGCUAGUACUAAUACUUUAUAUCAAGUAGUAAUAGUUGUAAAGCAUGUCUGAACCCUAUCUAUGUAUAUCAUGUACUGUAUCAAGAAUGUAUGAAGCAUAUGCUCACUCAAAUACACGCACAAAUUUCCAAUCCACAUGUUAUCGUAUCUAUUUUAGCCAACUCAGUGGUCGACAGGAGACAAGAGGUGCAAAGUGCGGAAAGAUGAUAAGGAACCCAUAAAAAUAUAAUUUUGACAACGUUUGUUCAGUAAUUAGGAACUCUGUGGGAAAGGAUUUACAACACACCUUUGCUAAAACCAGUAUAUAUAUUUCCUUCUAGUCAGCAUUUACACUGAACUGUCUUGACAAACUAAUAUAUUGAACCCAUAAAAUCCCAGCCUGCCCUAAAGCUGGUGUGACCCUACGCUUCUCUCUGCUGGUGAGAAGUGAGAAGUGCAGAUUGGUGAACGCAACAGCUCAGCUCUCCUCCCACGCUCACACAGUCAACAAACAUUAGAAGCCUGCAUGGCAAAAACUCACAUAGGAAACACUCCCUUUAACCAGCCAUGUGAUCAUGUGAUCGCAGCCUCAGCCACUUUACUAUCACACAUGUGGGGGUAAAGAGUAAGAGGGGAAGAAGGAAAGGGAGAGGAAAAGGGGGGAGAGGGGAAGAAAAAGGAAAUACGGGGGAGAGGAAGGGGGAAAAAGAAAUUUUUUUAAAAAAAAAAAAAAGGGGGGGGGGGGGGACCCCCCCCCCGGGGAGGGGGUUUUCCCCCCAAAGGGGGGGGCCCCCCCCCCCCCCCCCCUUUUUUUUUUUUUUUUUCUGGGGGGGGGGUUUUUUUGGGGGGGGGGGGGGGGGGGGCCCCCCCCCCUUUUUUUUUUUCCCCCCCCCCCGGGGGGGGGGGGGGGGGGGUUUUUUGGGGGGGGGGGGGGGGGGGGGGGGGGGGGGGGCCCCCCCCCCCCCCCCCCCCCCCUUUUUUUUUUUUUUUUGGGGGUGGGGGGGGGUUUUUCCCCCCGGGGGGGGUUUUUUCCCCCCCCCCGGGGGGGGGGGGGGGGGCCCCCCCCCCUUUUUUUUUUUCCCCCCCCCCCUUUUUUUUUUUUGGGGGGCCCCCCCCCCCCCCCCCUUUUUUUUUUUUUUUUUUUUUUUUUUUUUCCCCCCCCCCCCGGGGGGGGGCCCGGGUUUUUUUUCCCCCCGGGGUUUUUUUCCCCCCCCUUCCCCCCCUUUUUUUUUUUUUUUUUUUCCCCCCCCCCCCCCCGGGGGGGGGGGGGGGGGGGGGGGGGGGGGGGGGUUUUUGGGGGGGGAAAAAAAAAAGGGGGGGCCCCCCCCUUUUUUUUUUUUUUUUUUUUCCCCCCCCCCCCCCCCCCCCCCCCCCCCCCCCCCCCUUUUUUUUUUUUUUGGGGGGGGGGGGGGGUUUUUUUUCCCCCCCCCCCCCUUUUUUUUUUUUUUUUUCCCCCCCCCCUUUUUUUUUUCCCCCUUUUUUUUUUCCCCCCCUGGGGGGGCCCCCCCGGGGGGGGGGUUUUUUUUGGGGGGGGGGGGGGGGGGGGGGGGGGUUUUUUUUUCCGAAAAAGGGAAAAAAAAGGGAAAGAAAAGGGAGCCCCCCCCCCCAAAAAAUUUUUUUGUUUUUUUGUAGAAAAAGGCCCCUUUUCAAACACAACCCCCCCGGGGUUUCCCAAUCUCUCAACUACACUCCCCCCCUAGGUUUUUCCCCAAAACCUCCUUUUUUCCCCGCCCUCAGGUAAAAAAUUGGGGCCACACCCCCCCCCCGGGGGUUCCCUUUUCCCCCCCCAACGAAAGGGGCCCCCUUGGGAGCAACCCUUUUGUGACAAUUGAAAAGUUUACCCAAAUUUAAUUUUGUUUUCCCCCUUUUGCUUUUUUUUUUUCCAGUCAUCAUCCAAUAACCAUGGACUAUGACAUAGAUUAAGGGGGAAAGGUAUUACGUUUAAUGGCGCAGUUUCUCAGGUAAAGCAGUGGAGUUGAUGUUUUGGAUGUUGUUUACCCAGGGAAGCACUAUGGCGUGUACAGUUGUGAAGGCUGCAAAGGCUUCUUCAAGAGAACCAUCCGGAAAGACCUCACCUAUACGUGUCGAGACAGCAAGGAGUGCUUGAUAGACAAACGACAGCGCAACCGCUGCCAGUACUGCCGCUACCAGAAAUGCCUAGCCAUGGGCAUGAAGAGAGAAGGUGUGUGUAAGUGUGUGCGUGUAGAGAGGGGAGGAGAAGGAAGGAGGUUGUGUGUGUAUCAGUGGAGGCUGCUGCGGGGAGGACGGCUCGUAAUAAUGUCUGGAACGGAGUCAAUGGAAUGGUAUCAAACACAUCAAAAAAACAUGGUUUCCAUGUGUUUGAUGCCAUUCCACUGACUCCGUUCCAGACAUUAUUAUGAGCUGUCCUCCCCUCAGCAGCCUCCACUGGGGUGUGUGUAGAGAGAAGGGAAGGAGGGAGGAUGUGUGCUCUUCCGAGUGUGUCGGGGGCGGAUCUGUAACGCAUGGGUAUUCAUUGGUAUGUGUGGUAUGUGUGGUAUGUCUACAUUUAAGAUGUUAGUCAUUUAGCAGACGCUCUUAUCCAGAGCGACUUACAGUUACUACAUUAAUCUUAAGAUAGCUAGGUGGGACAAUGUGGAGUUGUCAACCGUGAUGGAGAGGUCUUUGAGUGGGCAGGCCUUUCCCGGGAGGAAGAGCAGCUCAGUCUUGUCGAGGUUGAGGUGGUGGGCCGACAUCCAAGUUGAGAUAUCUGCCAGGCACGCAGAGAUGUGUGUCGCCACCUGGGUGUCAGAAGGGGGCAAGGAGAAAAGUAGUUGAGUGUCGUCCGCAUAGCAAUGAUAGGAGAGACCAUGUGAGGAUUUGACGGAGCCGAGGAGAGGGCCUAGAACCGAGCCCUGGGGGACACCAGUAGUGAGAGUACGUGGUGCAGACACAGAUCCUCUCCACGUCACCUGGUAGGAGCGACCUGCCAGGUAGGAUGCAAUCCAAGAAUGUGCAGAGCCUGAGACGCCCAGUCCUAAGAGGGUGGAGAGGAGGAUCUGAUGGUUCACUGGGUCGAAGGCAGCGGAUAGAUAUAGGAGGAUCAAUCAAACAAAUGUAUUUAUAAAGCCCUUUUUACAUCAGCAGAUGUCACAAAGCGCUAUACAGAAACCCAGCCUAAAACCUCAAACAGCAAACAAUGCAGAUGUAGAAGCACGGGGGCUAGGAAAAACACCCUAGAAAGGCAGGAACCAAGGAAGAAACCUAGAGAGGAACCAGGCUCUGAGGGGUGGCCAGUCCUUUUCUGGCUGUGCCGGGUGGAGAUUAUAAGAGUACAUGGCCAUUAAGGCCAGAUUGUUCUUGAAGAUGUUCAAACUUUCAUAGAUGACAAGCAGGGUCAAAUAAUAAUCAAAGUGGUUGUAGAGGGUGCAACAGGUCAGUACCUCAGGAGUAAAUGUCAGUUGGUUUUUCAUAGCCGAGCAUUCAGAGGUCGAGACAGCAGGUGCGGUAGAGAGUGAGUCGAAAACAGCAGGUCCGGGACAAGGUAGCACAUCCGGUGAACAGGUCAGGGUUCCAUAGCCGCAGGCAGAAGAGUUGAAACUGGAGCAGCAGCACGACCAGGUGGACUGGGGACAGCCAGGAGUCAUCAGGCCAGGUAGUCCUGAGGCAUGAUCCUAGGGCUCAGGUCCUCCGGGAGGGGAGGGAGAGAGGGAGAGAGAGAGAAUUAGAGGGAACAUACUUAAAUUCACACAGGACACCAGAUAAGACAGACUGACCCUAGCCCCCCGGCACAGACUAUUGCAGCAUAGAUACUGGAGGCUGAGACAGGGGUGGGUCGGGAGACACUGUGGCCCCGUCCGAUGAUACCCCCGGACAGGGCCAACCAGGCAGGAUAUAACCACACCCACUUUGCCAAAGCACAGCCCCCACACCACUAGAGGGAUAUCAACAGACCACCAACUUACUACCCUGAGACAAGGCUGAGUAUAGCCCACGAAGAUCUCCUCCACCGCACGAGCCUGAGGGGGCGAAAAACCAAAUGAGAACAGAGGAGAGAGAGUCAGCUUUGGCGGUGCGGAGAGCCUCUGUGACACAGAGAAGAGCAGUCUCGGUUGAGUGACCCAUCUUGAAGCCUGACUGGUUAGUGUCAAGAAAAUCGUUCUGAGAGAGAUAAUGAAAAAGUUAAUCAGAGUGUUCAAGUGUUUUGGAAAGAAAAUAAAGAAGGGAUACAGGUCUAUAGUUUUUGACAUCAGAUGAGUCAAGUGUUGGUUUCUUGAGGAGGGAAGUGACUCUGCCAUUUUGAAGUUAGAGGGGACACAGCCAGUGGUCAGUGAUGAGUUGAUGAGGGAAGUGAGGAAUGAGAGAAGGUCUCCAGAGAUGGUCUGGAGAAGGGAGGAGGGGAUGUGGUUGAGCGGGCAACUUGUCGGGCGGCCAGACCUCACUAGUCGCAGGAUUUCAUCUGGAGAGAGAGGUGAGAAAGAGAUCAAGGCGUAGGGUAGUUCUGUGUGAGUGGGACCAGUGGACUCAAUAGGCUGAGUGUCUACUGUCUACUGUUGUGUGUUGUGCUGUAAGUGCAUAUGUGGCAAAUGUGUUUCAAUUUUCUGUGUCCAUUUGGAAUGGUUGUGGAACGUCUGGUAGAUUGUUGUGGAUUGCCUGGUGUGUUUUGGCACCACGUGUGUCAUGCUUUGUGGAUGUGUGUGAUCUGUGAAGUUCAUAUACAGAAACCUCUAACCUUUGCCCUGUGACCCCAUGCAGCGGUGCAGGAGGAGAGGCAGCGGGGGAGGGAGCCGGGGGAGAAUGAGGUGGAGUCCACCAGUAGUUUUAAUGAGGAGAUGCCCGUCGAUAAGAUUCUGGACGCAGAGCUUGCCGUGGAACCCAAGACAGAGACAUCUGCAGACGAAGGCCCUGGCAACUCGGUAAGGAUGACAUAGAGCAGUGUUUCUUAAAGGUCCAAUGCAGGUGUUUUUAUCUCAUUAUCAAAUCAUUUCUGGGUAACAAUUAAGUACCUUUACUGUGAUUGUUUUAAAUUAAAAUGGUCAAAAAGCAACAAAAAUAGCUUCUUAGCAAAGAGCUAUUUCUCAAGCAAGAAUUUUGCUAGGACUCUCUGGGAGUGGUCUAAGCGGGGAGAGGAAAACUGAAAACUAGCUGUUAUUGGCAGAGAGGUUUGGAACUCGCUUUCUUAUUGGUCUAUUAACUAAUUUACCGCCUGGUGAUGUCACCAGGCAGGCCAAAACUCCAUCUCACCAAAACAGGCGGAAAUUUAAGCCGGUCUUUUCGAACAGCUCUUUACACUAAAAGGGCAUUAUCACAAUGUUCACCAUUUCAUAGUAUUAGUCCAACCUUAUAGUGUGGAGAUAUAUAUACCGCACUGGGCCUUUAAUCCUGGUCUUGGGGACACAUUUUAGUUUUUCUGAUACCACUAAUCAACUCAUCAUCAAACAUUUGACUAGUGGAAUCGGGUGUGUAGUGCUAGGGCAACAACUACAAUGUGCAUCCCUUUGGGUCCCAGGACCAGGAUGAAGAACCACUGACAUAAAGCAUAGACUGUCCACUAACAUAGAGCAUAGACUGUCCACCGACAUAGAGCAUAGACACAGAGCUAUUGAACAUGGAAAGAGCACCUGUAAAUGAGAGAGCAUCUCCCUCCUGUAAACGAGAGAGCAUCUCCCUCCUGUAAACGAGAGAGCAUCUCCCUCCUGUAAAUGAGAGAGCAACUCCCUCCUGUAAACGAGAGAGCAACUCCCUCCUGUAAACGAGAGAGCAUCUCCCUCCUGUAAACGAGAGAGCAUCUCCCUCCUGUAAACGAGAGAGCAUCUCCCUCCUGUAAACGAGAGAGCAUCUCCCUCCUGUAAACGAGAGAGCAUACGAGAGAGCAUCUCCCUCCUGUAAACGAGAGAGCAUCUCCCUCCUGUAAAUGAGAGAGCAUCUCCCUCCUGUAAACGAGAGAGCAUCUCCCUCCUGUAAACGAUAUCCAUUUAAUGUUAAUGGAUAAGCUGGAAUAUGAUUCAGAUAUGUUGUAUCUUACUUAUCUUAUCUUAUCUUACCCUCUCUGUCUGUAUCUUCUGUCCAGACAAACGACCCGGUCACCAACAUCUGCCAGGCAGCAGACAAACAGCUGUUCACCCUGGUGGAGUGGGCUAAGAGGAUCCCUCACUUCUCAGAGCUGCCCUUAGACGACCAGGUUAUUCUACUACGGGCAGGUACAGCACAUCUACUUAUAAGUACUCAGACAGAAGCCUGAGUGCACAUUUUUGUUAGAGGGGUAGAAAAUCGGACCGUCCUCAGCCAUAGUCUAUUUCAGUUUGUUUCGCUCUGGUCAUAGCUAAAUCAUCAAAUCAAAUCCAGUUUUAUUUGUCACAUGCAUUGUAAACAACUAACAGUGAAAUGCUUACUUACAAUGCAGAGAGAAAAAUAGAAAAAUUAUAGAAAAAAUAAUAACACGAGGAAUAAACAAUAACUUGGCUAUAUAUAAUAAUAUGCCAUUUAGCAGACGCUUUUAUCCAAAGCAACUUACAGUCAUGUGCGCAUACAUUUUUACGUAUGGGUGGUCCCGGGGAUCGAACCCACUACCCUGGCGUUACAAGCGCCAUGCUCUACCAAUUGAGCUACAGAGGACCACGGGAUACUAGUACUGAGUCGAUGUGCAGUGGUACGAGGUAAUUGAGGUAGAUACACUACAUGAUCAAAAGUAUGUGGACAAGUGCUCGUCGAACAUCUCAUUCCAAAAUCAUGGGCAUUAAUAUGGAGUUGGUCCCCCUUUGCUGCUAUAACAGCCUCCACUCUUCUGGGAAGGCUUUCCACUAGAUGUUGGAACAUUGCUGCAGGGACUUGCUUCCAUUCAGCCACGAGCGCAUUAGUGAGGUCGGGCACUGAUGUUUGGCAAUUAGGCCUGGCUCGCAGUCGGCGUUCUAAUUCAUCCCAAAGGUGUUCGAUGGGGUUGAGGUCAGGGCUCUGUACAGGCCAGUCAAGUUCUUCCACACCGAUCUCGACAAACCAUUUCUGUAUGGACCUCGCUUUGUGCACGGGGGCAUUGUCAUGCUGAAACAGGAAAGGGCCUUCCCCAAACUGUUGCCACAAUGUUGGAAGCACAGAAAAGAAGAAUUCCCUUCACUGGAACUAAGGAGCCUGAACCAUGAAAAACAACCCCAGACCAUUAUUCCUCCUCCACCAAACUUUACAGUUGGCACUAUGCAUUCGGGCAGGUAGCGUUCUCCUGGCAUCCGCCAAACCCAGAUUCGUCCGUUGGACUGCCAGAUGGUAAAGCGUGAUUCAUCAGCUUUACACCACUCCAGCCAACGCUUGGCAUUGCGCAUGGUGAUCUUAGGCUUGUGUGCGGCUGCUCAGCCAUGGAAACCCAUUUCAUGAAGCUCCCGAUGAACAGUUCUUGUGCUGACGUUGCUUCCAGAGGCAGUUUGGAACUCAGGACAGACGAUUUUUAGCACUCUGCGUUCCCGUUCUGUGAGCUUGACAUUUCCACUUCACAAUAACAGCACUUACAGUUGACCGGGGCAGCUUUAGCAUGGCAGUAAUUUGACAAACUGACUUGUUGGAAAGGUGGCAUCCUAUGACAGUUCCACGUCGAAAGUCACUGAGCUCUUCAGUAAGGCCAUUCUACUGCCAAUGUUUGUCUAUGGAGAUUGCAUGGCUGUGUGCUCGAUUUUACACACCUGUCAGCAACGGGUGUGGCUGAAAUAGCAGAAUCCAUUCAUUUGAAGGCGUGUCCACAUACAUUUGUAUAUAUAGUGUAUGUACAUACAGUGGCUUGCGAAAGUAUUCACCCCCUUGGCAUUUUUCCUAUUUUGUUGCCUUACAACCUGGAAUUAAAAUUUAUUUUGGGGGGGUUUGUAUCAUUUGAUUUACACAACAUGCCUACCACUUUGAAGAUGCAAAAACAUUUUUUGUGAAACAAACAAGAAAUAAGACAAAAAAACAGAAAACUUGAGUGUGCAUAACUAUUCACCCCCCCAAAGUCAAUACUUUGUAGAGCCACCUUUUGCAGCAAUUACAGAUGCAAGUCUCUUGGGGUAUGUCUCUAUAAGCUUGGCACAUCUAGCCACUGGGAUUUUUGCCCAUCCUUCAAGUUGGAUGGGUUCCGCUGGUGUACAGCAAUCUUUAAGUCAUACCACAGAUUCUCAAUCGGAUUGAGGUCUGGGCUUUGACUAGGCUAUUCCAAGACAUUUCAAUGUUUCCCCUUAAACCACUUUAGUGUUGCUUUAGCAGUAUGCUUAGGGUCAUUGUCCUGCUGGAAGGUGAACCUCCAUCCCAGUCUCAAAUCUCUGGAAGACUGAAACAGGUUUCCCUCAAGAAUUUCCCUGUAUUUAGCGCCAUCCAUCAUUCCUUCAAUUCUGACCAGUUUCCCAGUCCCUGCCGAUGAAAAACAUCCCCACAGCAUGAUGCUGCCACCACCAUGCUUCAGUGUGGGGAUGGUGUUCUCGCGGUGAUGAGAGGUGUUGGGUUUGCGCCAGACAUAGCGUUUUCCUUGAUGGCCAAAAAGCUAAAUUAUAGUAUCAUCUGACCAGAGUACCUUCUUCCAUAUGUUUGGGGAGUCUCCCACAUGCUUUUUGGCGAACACCACAUGUGUUUGCUUAUUUUUUUCUUUAAGCAAUGGCUUUUUUCUUGCCACUCUUCUGUAAAGCCCAGCUCUGUGGAGUGUACGGCUUAAAGUGGUCCUAUGGACAGAUACUCCAAUCUCCGCUGUGGAGCUCUGCAGCUCCUUCAGAUUUAUCUUUGAUCUCUUUGUUGCCUCUCUGAUUGAUGCCCUCCUUGCCUGGUCCGUGAGUUUUGGUGGGCAGCCCUCUCUUGGCAGGUUUGUAGUGGUGCCAUAUUCUUUCAAUUUUUUAAAUAAUGGAUUUAAUGGUGCUCCGUGGGAUGUUCAAAGUUUCUGAUAUUUUUAAAUAACCCAACUCUGAUCUGUACUUCUCCACAACUUUGUCCCUGACCAGUUUGGAGAGCUCCUUGGUCUUCAUGGUCUUCAUUGCUUGGUGGUGUCCCUUGCUUAGUGAUGUUGCAGACUCUGGGGCCUUUCAGAACAGGUGUAUAUAUACUGAGAUCAUGUGACACUUAGAUUUUACACAGGUGGACUUUAUUUAACUAAUUAUGUGACUUAUGAAGGUAAUUGGUUGCACCAGAUCUUAUUUAGGGGCUUCAUAGCGAAGGGGGUGAAUACAUAUGCACGCACCACUUUUCAGUUAUUUAUUUUUUAGAAUUUUUUGAAACAAGUUAUUUUUUUCAUUUCACUUCACCAAUUUGGACUAUUUUGUGUAUGUCCAUUACAUUAAAUCCAAAUAAAAAUCCAUUUAAAUUACAGGUUGUAAUGCAACAAAAUAGGAAAAAUGCCAAGGGGGAUGAAUACCUUUGCAAGGCACUGUAUAGGUAGGGGUAAAGUGACUAGGCAACAGGAUAGAUAAUAAACAGUAGCAGCAGCAUAUGUGAUGAGUCAAUAGAGUUAGUGAAAAAGGGUCAAUGCAGAUAGUCCAGGUAGCUAUUUGGUUAACCAUACUGAACAAAAGUACAAACGCAACAUGCACAUUCACUAAUAAUGACUAACUUCUUAUUAGGCUAUAGGAAAUUAACACAGGUCUCAUCAACAACCUCUCAAGCCCACGUGCUAGUGAUUAGCCAGCUAAUCUUUAUACACUGAACAAAAAUAUAAAACACAACAUGUAAAGUGUUGGUCCCAUGUUUCAUGAGCUGAAACAAAAUAUCCCAGAAAUGUUCCAUAUGCACAAACAGCUUAUUUCUCUUAAAUAUUUGCACAAAUUUGUUUACAUCCCUGUUAGUGAGCAUUUCUCCUUUGCCAAGAUAAUCCAUCCACCUGACAGGUGUGGCAUAUCAAGAAGCUGAUUAAACAGUAUGACAUUACACAGGUGCACCUUGUGCUGGGAACAACUAGUUUUGACUAGUUUUCUGAUCCACACCCCUACCUUUUUUAAAAAAGGUAUCUGUGACCAACAGAUGCAUAUCUGUAUUCCCAGUCAUGUGAGAUCCAUAGAUUAGGGCCUAAUUAAUUUAUUUCAAUUGACUGAUUUCCUUAUAUGAACUGUAACUCAUAAAAUCUUUGAAGUUGUUGCAUGUUGCGUUUAUAUUUGUGUUAAGUGUAUUUAGCAGUAUUAUGGCUUGGGGGUAGAAGCUGUUCAGGGUCCUGUUGGUUUCAGAGUUGGUGCAUCGGUACUGCUUGCCAUGCGGUAGCAGAGAGAACAGUCCAUGACUUGGGUGGCUGGAGUCUUUGACAAUCUUUAGGGCCUUCCUCUGACACCGCCUUGUAUAUAGGUCCUGGAUGGCAGGGAGCUCGGCCCCAGUGAUGUACUGAAGUAUUUGACAAUCUUUAGGGCCUUCCUCUGACACCGCCUUGUAUAUAGGUCCUGGAUGGCAGGGAGCUCGGCCCCAGUGAUGUACUGAAGUAUUUGACAAUCUUUAGGGCCUUCCUCUGACACCGCCUUGUAUAUAGGUCCUGGAUGGCAGGGAGCUCUGCCCCAGUGAUGUACUGGGCCGUACGCACUACCCUCUGUAGCGCCUUGCGGUCAGAUGCCAAGCAGUUGCCGUACCAAGCGGUGAUGUAGCCAAUCAAUAUGCUCUCAAUGGUGCAGCUGUGGAACUUCUUGAGGAUCUGUGGGCGCAGAAGAGUCGAAGAGUAUGGUGUGGAAUGCUGAGCUGUAGUCGAUGAACAGCAUUCUCAUAUAGGUGUUCCUCUUGUUCAGGUGGGAGAGGGCAGUGUGGAGUGCAAUAGAGAUUGCGUCAUCUGUGGAUCUGUUGGGGCGGUAUGCGAAUUGGAGUGAGUCCAGGGUGUCUGGGAUGAUAGUAUUGAUUUUAGCCAUGACCAGCUUUUUAAAGCCUUUCAUGGCUACAGAUAUGAGUGCUACUGGGUGGUAGUCAUUUAGACAGGUUACCUUGGUGUUCUUGGGCACAGGGACUAUGUUGGUCUGCUUGAAACAUGUAGGUAUUACAGACAGGGUCAAGGAGAGGUUGAACAUGUCAGUGAAGACACUUCCCAUGCUCUGAGUAUGUAUCCUGGUAAUCCGUCUGGCCCUGCGGCCUUGUGAAUGUUGACCUGUUUAAAGAUCUUACUCACAUCGGCUACGGAGAUCGAGAUCACACAGUCGUCUGGAGCAGCUGGUGCUCUCAUGCAUGGUUCAGUGUUGCUUGCCUCGAAGCGAGUAUAGAAGGCAUUUUGCUCAUCUGGUAGGCUCGCGUCACUGGACAGUUUGCAGCUGAGUUUGCAAGCCCUGCCACAUCCAACGAGCAUCAGAGCCGUCAUAGUAGGAUUCGAUCCUUGUCCUGUUUGAUGGCUCGUCAGAGGUCGUAGCGGGAUUUCUUAUAAGUGUCUCGAUUAGUGUCCCGCUCCUUGAAUGCGGCAGCUCUAGCCUUUAGCUCAGUGCAGAUGUUGCUUGUAAUCCAUGGCUUCUGGGUUGGGAUAUGUACGUACGGUCACUGUGGGGACGACGUUGUCGAUGCACUUAUUAAUGAAGCCGGUGACUGAUGGGGUAAACUCCUCAAUGCUAUCGGAUGAAUCCCGGAACAUAUUCCAGUCUGUGCUAGCAAAACAGUCUUGUAGCUUAGCAUCCGCUUCGUCGGGCCACUUCCUGUUUCAGUUUUUGCUUGUAAGCAGAAAUCAGGAGGAUAGAGUUAUGGUCAGAUUUGCCAAAGGGAGGGCGAGGGAGAGCCUUGUAUGUAAAGGUUUUCUGUGUGUGGAGUAAAGGUUUUCUAGAGUUUUGUCGCCUCUAGUUGCACAGGUGACAUGCUUGUAAAAAUGAGGUAAAACAGAUUUCAGUUUCCCUGCAUUAAAAUGUGGUCUUAGUGCCAGCAUCGGUUUGUGCUGGUAAAUAGACAGCUACGAAAAAUAUAGAUGAAAACUCUCUUGGUAAAUAGUAUGGUCUGCAGCUUAUCAUGAGGUAUUCGAACUCAAGCGAGCAAAAACUUGAGACUUCCGUAACAUUAGAGAUUGCACACCAGCUGUUGUUAACAAAGAGACGCACCCCUCCUCCCCUCAUCUUACCCGAGGCUGCCGACCGGUCUUGACAAUGCAUGGAAAAACCAGCGAGAUGUUUAUUAUCCAUGUCAUUGUUCAGCCACGACUCCAUGAAACAUAGAAUUUUACAGUUCUUCAGGUCCCGUUGAUAGGAUAGUCUCCAACGGAGCUCAUCCAGUUUGUUCUCUAGUGACUGUACGUUCAAAUCAAAUCAUCAAAUAAAAUUGUAUUGGUCACAUGCGCCGAAUACAAUAGGUGCAGACAUUACAGUGAAAUGCUUACUUACAGCCCUUAACCAACAGUGCAUUUAUUUUAAACAAAAAAAGUAAAAAUAAAACAACAACAAAAAAAGUGUUGAGAAAAAAAAGAGCAGAAGUAAAAUAAAGUGACAGUAGGGAGGCUAUAUAUACAGGGGGGUACCGUUGCAGAGUCAAUGUGCGGGGGCACCGGCUAGUUGAGGUAGUUGAGGUAAUAUGUACAUGUUCACCAACAGAACAGAGGGUAGAGGCAGUUUAUUUGCUCGCCAACGUAGUCUCAUCAGGAUUCUGCCUCGUAUUUUUCUCUCAUAUUGAUGUUGCAUCCUAGAACCAAAUUCAACCUGACCUGGUCGUUGCAUAAACCAGUUUCCCAGUUUCCAGAGCCAUAUCUGCAAUGAACAGAUUGCCAGCAAUGACUCUUGCAAAAACACCCCAACUCUGACCUCUGCUGGUGGGAUAUUUCAAACACUGACCCUAAACGUGGGAGAGGAAAUAUCACACCGCAUCACUAAUGAGCUGAAGAGGUUUUAAUAGCCUGAUAGGAAACCAAAAGAGAGAGAGAGAAAGAUACAUGAAGAGAAAAGGAGAUGUUUGAAGAUAGAGUCGGAGAGAUAGAGAAGUGGGAGGGAUAGAGAAAGAGCGAUAUGAAGCUAGAGGGUGAGAUGAGAUAGAGAAAUAAAGAGAGAACAGUAGAUAAACACUAGCAUUCAUGCAGUGACGUUGGUUGCCAAGUAACGAUCCCUGUGUGUUUAUCUGUUUAUGUUCAGGCUGGAACGAGCUCCUCAUCGCGUCUUUCUCACACCGCUCUGUCACGGUAAAAGACGGAAUCCUAUUGGCCACGGGCCUCCACGUCCAGAGAAGCAGUGCCCACAGUGCCGGAGUGGGCUCCAUCUUUGACAGAGUCUUGACAGAGUUGGUGUCAAAGAUGAAAGACAUGAAGAUGGACAAGACAGAGCUGGGCUGCCUUCGAGCCAUCGUCCUCUUCAACCCAGGUCAGUGGGUCAUACCUGCUUGCAGGGGCAUCAAGCACCCCAAGAAAUCUGAGGGGGCACAAAGUACGUGAGGAUGGCUAAGUUGGAGAAUUUAGAAUUUUUUCAAACGCCUGAUACAGCUUUUUCCUGCAAUCUAGAGCCAUCGAUAUAAUUAAUUCUAUGUCAGAAAUAUGUCUAUUUUUCUGCAUAUCUAUACCCAUUAGGCAUGUCAGCAAAGAUAGUUAGACAAGUUACUCUAACUUGACUGAUAGCCUGAAAUGGCGUCUUGGUAGCUAGUGAUGAGGUUGGGAGGUUAGGACCCUAUCUGGGCUAAAGCCAACUUCAUAACAUUUCUAAGUCGCUAGUAGUAUUGCAGAGAAAAAACGAAAAAAAUAUAUAUUUUUAUAAUGUGAGGGGGCACGUGCCCCUGUGCCACCUAUAGGCAUUACACCUCUGUCUGAUUAAUUACACCAACAGUUAUGAUACUGGUUUGUUAUUUAAAUGACUUCCUUUUUCUGUGUUCUCUGUGUGGCGUAUGAGGGAAGGAAUGUGGUUGUUGAUGUAUUGUUGCAGUCAGAGAUGGUUGGACAUGACCUUGUGGCCUGUUGCUGGGCAGUCUUCAUGUUAGCGGACGUGACCAUGAUAAAGGAGGCCACAAUAGAUUACUAUGGGUCAUUGGAAUGUUGGUGUCGGUGUGAUGGGUCAUCGGGCAGCAUGACUGUAUCUUAAUGUUCUGGUGUGAGUGACUAGGACUUUGUGUAAGUAGUCCGUUUUUACUAGAGGCCCUCAUUAUUAGCCAAAUAAUGAUAAUUCUGUGCAAAAAAAUCAAAAUUUAGACCGGCCCAUUGGUCUAAACAUGGACCAGCCCAUCUGGCAUUUGCCCGAACUGCCCUAUGGCCAGUCCGUUUCUGGGCGAAGGUGAAUUUAUAAAGGCAUCAGACUGACUGUAAAUGUUCUGUUGUUGCAGAUGCAAAAGGCCUGUCGAAUCCACCGGAGGUGGAAGGGCUGAGGGAGAAGGUCUACGCCUCGCUGGAGUCCUACACCAAAGCCAAGUACCCAGACCAGCCCGGCAGGUACAGUAUUCACAGCUCAUACAGACAGGGUUGGGGUCAAUUCGAAUUGAAGUCAGUCAAUUCAAGAAGUAAACUGACAUUCUAAUUAAAUAAUUAAAAAGGGGGCAUCUAUUUUCAAUGACUUCUCAAUAAGCUGUAAAAGGAGAAGCUGUUUAUGUCAAACUUUUUCAAAUUCAAAUCACUUCCUAAAUUUACUGACUUCAAUUAGAAUUGACCCCAACGCUGCUACAGACCGGACACAUCCCAAUACAAUCUGAUCACUGCCUUAGUCUCCUAUUGUAAUUGACCAUUUCUUUUAAAUAAAUUGUUUUCCUUUAAUAUUGUGAACACCUAUUGGGCACUCUCACAGGAAAGUGAGACAUUCCUUGAGAAGAGGACAAUGAACCAUGAACGAGUAUUAUGACAUGGUCAUAGCCAGGUUUAAUCUUUUGUUUCUUGUGACCCUCCCUUCCUCCUAGGUUUGCUAAACUGUUGCUGCGUCUCCCCGCCCUGCGCUCCAUAGGCCUCAAGUGUCUGGAGCACCUGUUCUUCUUCAAGCUGAUAGGAGACACGCCCAUAGACACCUUCCUCAUGGAGAUGCUCGAAGCGCCACACCAAAUCACAUGA
Messenger RNA from Coregonus sp. 'balchen', 35471 nucleotides. Lineage: Eukaryota; Metazoa; Chordata; Actinopteri; Salmoniformes; Salmonidae. The record is from the annotation of a GenBank genome assembly.